AUGGCAGCUGCUCCGUCCGAGCCGUGCCCCGCGUCUGCGGCCGCCACUGCCGCCCCUGCGCCUGCAGAGGCCGCCUCCACCACCGACCACAGACUGCAGCGUGAGGCUGCGGCCCAAGCCUCGGACAUCCCCAGCCAACACACCUGCAGCAGCCACGACCAAUCCGUCCUGAGGAGGAGAAGGGACGCCGUCGGCGACGCCUGCGGAGGCUCGUUGUCCUGCCAGGGUGACGGCGGGGACGUCUGUGCCGUCCCGGACGCCGUCCCGGACAAGAGCGCCGCACCACUGUCCGCCGCGUCGCCCGCCGCGUCGCUCACCGCGCCCGGCGGCAACGGCGGCAACGGCUACGUGCAGGGGAAGUCCCAGCCGUGCCCACAGCAUGGCCUCCAGGAGCAGCACGACGCCAAGCUCAACCUGCUCACGUUCCACGACGUGCCGCCGCACCUCCGGUUCAACCCGUACAUCGUGACCGGCUACCGGCCCAUGUCCGACUUCUGGGGCUCGCUGCGGAGCCUCUUCUACCUGCACAACGAGACCGUCAACAUCGUGACGCACGGCAUCCCCAUCGUGUACAUCCUGCUGGUGGUGCCGGGGCUGAUGCCGUGGUCGCGUCUCGACCCCCACGGCCGCUUCCUGGCGUGGUGCCACCUGGUGGGCGCCGUGUCGCCCUGGGUCGGCAGCUUCGUCUACCACUUGUUCAUGAACCUGCAGGCGGGCGAACAAGUGUACAACCGGUUGCUGCGACUCGACAUGUUCGGCAUCUGGAUCUGCCAGAGCUUCGGGGCGCUGCCCAUGGUGACGGCCACAGUGUACUGCUUGCCGUGGAACGUGCGGUGGCUCAUCAUCGGCUCCUACUGCUUGUUGUCGCUGUGCGGCUUGUACAAGGCGAUGACGGCGUGGUCGCCGUGGGACCGGCGCCUGUCGUUCGCGCUGCCCUGGCUCAGCCGCCUGUUCCUGUGCGUGCUGCGCGCCUUCCUGGGCGGCGGCAGCCCGCACAACAUGCUGCACCUCAUCCUGCAGGACGGAGUGUCGCUGGUCGGGGGCGUGGUUGGGGCCGUGUACUUCCCGGAGAAGUACUUCCCCGGCAUGGUGGACUACUGCCUCAACUCGCACAACAUCAUGCACGUGCUGACGGUGGCCGCGGUGUACUCGAUGCACUGCGCCACCGUGCAGGACCUCGAGUGGAUCACGUCGGUGGACUGCAAGCCGGCCGGGCCGCCGUGGCCGCCGUGGAGCCCCUGGACCGGCAUGAUCCUCGGCACCACGAGCCAGACCGAGUUGUAGUCGGCUAGCCGCGGCUAACCGGCCUCUCAGUGCCCCGCCGCGGAAAAGGCGCGGUUUCGGCACUUGAAACUUUAACGUGUUGAAUUCUUGUGUUUGUACGCAUUAUGGUUAAUGCUGUUUUGAUGUAAAUGUUGUGGAGUCACUAAUAGGGAAGGGUAGAGUGGCCGUACGCGAGAGAGUGAGGUCAGAUCAGGGUUCGGUAACCUUCCCGAUUUUCAGGCUUUUCGGCGUCCUUCUCUCCUAACAAAAAAAAAGGUCAUUUCAUUCUUGUUAAAAAAAAAAAAAUUCUGUGAAUACUGUCUCCCAAAAUCUGGAAAUCGGAUAGGUUACUGACCACUGGUCAACAGACCUCGCCGCCUGGUGUCUGUGAUAUGCCACUGUUAGGGAAAGACGAUGUCGUUUUUUGUUUGUUUUAUAUGAUUCCCAGACCAAGAAUUUAAGUAACCACUCCAAACCUUGCAUAUACCCACUUUGCGGUGCUCAAGUCCAUUAUUCCAUAAACUGAAAAAAAAACUAAUCAUUUUUUUUUUGUUUUUGAUCAUGUAAGCUACUUAUUAUUUAUUUCUCUACUGUCCUGCCAAGAAUUGGAUUUAUUACUGUCUGGAGAGCUUACACAAUUCAUAUGGACUUCAAUACAAGCAUCAAUGCACAGGAGGGAAAGAAGAAAGUGAGACAAAUGUUUGUUUUACUUGUCAUUUUAGGAUAAUUCUAAUUCAGUAAAGUGGGAAUAUUUGAUGCAGGCUCCCUGGCAGCGCCAAAUACACAGUGUGCAUUUUAAUGCAUAUUGAAAGGACAUUGGCGCUUUCAGGGCUCUUUACUCAUUCAAUAAUUUUUUUUAAAUGCAAAUACGUAUCUUUCUUUUUUUAAAGCUGGAUUAGUAUUGAGUGAAGCUCCAUUAAGAUACAUGCAAAAAAUUGCCACAUAAGCAAAAAUUAAGAAACUAAUGUCAUGGGAAACGUGUUUGCUCACAGCUAGGUUGCUGUGUCUUGACUGUGAUUCAUUCAUUUAACAUCAACAUCUGUUGUGACUUCAGAGCUAUGCUCGGGCUGGUAAAUCACAGUUCUUGAAAACAAAUGUUGCAAGGAUCACACACAACUUGCUAAACUUAAGAUUACUAGGUGAAAGGGAGAGGCCUUCUUUGGCUCCAUUGCUAAAAUGACUCAGAAUUUAUGAUAAGUUUCACAUGUACAAAACAAAAUUUUUGCUCAAUAGUGGACAUUGUAAUUCUAUCAGACAGAAAUUAGGGUCCUAUACCCUUCAAGUGUAGAUGCCAUUGAACGUUUCUGUUGGAUUGAUCAGGGUUCUCUAGAACUAGAAUUAGCUAAAUAGUUAGCUUUUGCUUGCAGUCACUGCAUUUUAUUUUGUGUGGUCUGAACGUAGAAUCUAGGUAGGCACCCACACAGUGAUCUUUGAUACAAUAUUCUCAUUUUUAUUAAUGAAUAAACUCCUCAAGUCCAUUGCAUAAAUUUA
Messenger RNA from Thrips palmi, 2754 nucleotides. Its product is annotated as progestin and adipoQ receptor family member 4. Gene Ontology annotation, cellular component: membrane. The transcript is spliced from 5 exons. The record is from RefSeq and is a predicted model, not a curated record. Gene Ontology annotation, molecular function: signaling receptor activity. NCBI's taxonomy places the organism in Eukaryota, Metazoa, Arthropoda, Insecta, Thysanoptera, Thripidae. Bases 1 to 1284 code for a protein of 427 amino acids.